Molecule: messenger RNA, 2874 nt
Organism: Ornithodoros turicata
Lineage: Eukaryota; Metazoa; Arthropoda; Arachnida; Ixodida; Argasidae
Product: protein masquerade-like
Exons: 8
Coding region: 134-2836 (900 amino acids)
Biological process (GO): proteolysis
Molecular function (GO): serine-type endopeptidase activity
Source: RefSeq, a predicted model, not a curated record
AAGUGGCUGACCUGGAAAUGCAUGACCCAGAGGUCGACGAACCCCUCGAGAGGUGGACCCACCCGAGGAGUGUGACGCUUCCGGAACACUCCGUGUAGUUCCGUUCGACCGGUUCAUUUGCCGUCUGCCUGCCAUGCGGGCCAACUUGGCUGCGCUGGUCGCCCUCCUGGGGAUCUGUUCUGUGGUACGCGCGCAGGAUACCUCGGCCAUACUUUCGGGUAUCCUCGGGUCCCUCACAUCCACGACGAAAGCACGCGGAUGUCCGGGAGAGUGCGUACAUGCAAUCACAGCCCUGCUGUGCGACUACGUUGUGGACGAGAUCCAGUGCGGGGCCACGUUCCUCCGUUGCUGCGUUCCCCGGGACUUCAGUCUCGGAACAGCCGUUGAGACGUCAGCGCCACUCACCGAAGACAUUUCCGUCACUCCCCCGACAACACUUCCUUCUACCACCGCCGCAACAUCCCCACCUACAUCGCCCAUUACGACAACCAUCAUCGAAACCACCACCGAAGAUGUGCCAUCUGAGAGGAACGCGUGCCCUGGUGUCUGCGUGGACAUGACUUUGUCUCAGUACUGUCACCGUGUGUUAACCUUACCCUCGUGCGGUCCAGGAACAGUUUGCUGCGCCUCUGCCGACGCCACAGAGCCACCGUUGAACGAUAGCGAGGCACCUCCGUCGAAAGAGUCGGUGUCUCAAGGUGAUGCUCUUCCAGAGUGUCCUGGUUCAUGUGUAUCGCCGCUGUUCAGCCUGUUGUGUGAUCAGAUAUCCACUGCCCAUACGUGCUCAAGUGGAGGUAGUUGUUGUAUUAAUGCGGAAAAUCCUACAACUACCGAACCUCCCCCGCCUCCAUGUGGAGGCAGGUGUAUACCCGCAUUUUUGUCUGGUGUUUGUCAGAAACCUGCAGAGCUCAUUCUGGGGACGAGUACUUGUCCUUCUAGUACUAUUUGCUGUUCAGGACUUCCGGGCUUGGAGCAGUCCCCACAGAGGCCGUUGUUUCCCCCACAGGGAGGUCGAUUACCACCUCCUCCUCAACGAAGACCGCCGCCAAAUGCUCCCCCUCCUCAUGGCCCUCCACCACCUGGCCAUUCACCUCACAGGCCACCACCGCCCGGAUCUUUACCUCAUGGUCCCCCACCGCGUGGUCCUCCACCUCAUGGGCUCCCGCCUCAAGGGCUGUUUCCACAUCAAAGGCCACAACACCAAGAUCAAAUAAAUUCCGUCAUACCAGUUGGAAAACCUGUGCACUUCGGAUACGACGGGCCACCACACGACCAAGGACAGAUAUUUCCACAUCGUCCUCCGCGACCAGAUGCACAUUUUGAUGGUCCCAACAGACAUGAUGAUCCCACUGGGCAGGUGCAGAGGCCUAGACCAGUGCUACAGCAGCCACCAAAGGACAUGGUUCACUUCAUUAGCAGGCCGCAUCAAGACCAAGGUGAAGAUGCGUCGCGGGUGCCUCCAAUGCCUGCUCUUGAUCUUCCACCGAAAGAUUUUGGUCAGUUUGGAAACAGACCGCAUCCAGAUCAAGCCCAGGAUGGAUCCAGGCGACCACCACGACCACCGCAAAGACCUGCUCGACCUGAGGAACGCCCUCUAAACCAAUUUCCCGGCGAAAGUCGACCUCCGGAUUUCGGUGGGAAUUUCCUAAACGAGGAUAACGACACUCAUGGACUGCCACACAACGGGCUCCGACCAGACACGUCCGCCAUGACCCCGCCUUUCCACGGUAUUCGGCCCGGACCCCAGCGUCCCGUGCCACCCAACACAGAACGUCCGCCUCCAGGGUCCCUCGUUGUCUUCUGCCCCGGAGAAUGUGUGGCAGAGUUUCUCGGCUUCACCUGCUUCGGAGAGAACGCCCUGUACACGGGACUAAAGUGCAGAGAAGAUGGUCACGUGUGCUGCGCUAGCAAAGAUCAAGUGCAACGGAUGCCACUCCCCUUUGAUCCUGCGGCAGGACAGAAAGACCAGGCAGGGGAGAGAGUUCCACCACGUCCGUCGACUCCAGCGGUCACAACUACACCAGCACCUGUUCGCAGUACCAGCCGACGUCCAUCCGUUUGUGGUAUCAAAGGUAACUCCCAUCGAGAUCAUCCCAGGGUGAUCGGCGGCAGGGACGCUUUGCCCGGGGAGUGGUGUUGGCAGGCGGCGCUGGUGAACACUAAGAAUCAAUACCUUUGCGGGGGAGCACUCAUCGGCAACCAGUGGGUUCUAACAGCUGCACACUGCGUCACAAACUUGGUACGUAAUGGCGAGACCUUCUUCGUUCGCGUCGGAGACCACGACUUGGGCAGCGCUGUCGGCAGUCCUGGAGCCCAGACACAGCAGGUUGCCACAACCUACAUUCACCACAAUCACAACGGACAGACACUGGACAACGACAUCGCUCUGCUCAAGAUGCAGAACCCGUUCCAAAUGAAUGACGGAGUCUGUGUCGUCUGCUUACCUGCCAGAGGAUCUUCCAGGACACCGGGAAACAGAUGCACUGUAACUGGAUAUGGAUACAUCUCAGAAAACGGCCCAAUUUCCCUGAAGGUUCGUGAAGCGCAUCUGCCCAUCGUCGACGACAAGCGCUGCACGGAACAGAUCAACGCUGUCACCGAGAAACUAUUUAUAUUACCGGCAUCCACGUACUGCGCUGGAGGACAGGACGGCAACGAUGCCUGUCAGGGUGACGGUGGAGGACCAAUGGUGUGCCAAGUGGACGGCUUCUACGAAUUGACGGGUCUCGUGUCAUGGGGCUUCGGUUGCGGGCGACCUGACGUUCCGGGAGUCUACGUGAAAGUGUCUUCGUUCAUCGGAUGGAUCAAUCAGAUCAUCAGUGUCAACAACCUCUAGUCCCAUUGCUAUUAAACCACAUUUCAUUUGUCACUUCA